Messenger RNA from Penicillium digitatum Pd1, 822 nucleotides. The record is from RefSeq and is a predicted model, not a curated record. NCBI's taxonomy places the organism in Eukaryota, Fungi, Ascomycota, Eurotiomycetes, Eurotiales, Aspergillaceae.
AUGCGUUUCUCCACCAUUCUGUCUCUUCUGCCCCUGGCCCUCUCCGUUGCGGCCAUCAACGUCACCGAGCCCGCCAAGGGUGCCGAGGUCGAUGUCUCCGGCUCUUUCACCGUGAAGUGGAAUUCCGUUGAUACCGAUGCUUCCACCGUUGACAUUGUGCUCGUCAACAAUGCCGUGUUCCCUACCGUCUCGGAGAAGAUUGCCUCCGGCGUGGACACCUCCAAGGGCAGCUACGAUGCCUCCGGCCUGAAGGGUAUCACCAGCGGCCCCGGUUUCCAGAUCAACCUGCUUUCCACCGAUGCCAAGAACACCGGCAUCCUCGCCCAGUCCCAGCAGUUCGAUGUGACCGAGUCCAAGAGCUCCUCCGCUACUACUACUGGUACAUCUUCCACUGUCUCUUCCUCUUCUACUUCCUCUACCUCUGUUGUCUCUUCCGAGACCUCUUCCACUGCUUCCACCUCCACUGGUGCCACCACCACUGAGACCGAUGCUUCCACUACUGGUACUUCCACCCCGGACGUGUCUAUCAAACCCUCUAUCCCCGGACCCCUGACUUCUGGCUCCCUCACUACUACCCCCCCUGGCAAAAACAGCGCUGAUUUCUCUACCCGUACAGCUACCGGUUCUUCUACCACCUCUACCGGAACUUCCACUGCCACCAAGACCUCCACCAAGACCGGUCUGACCACCAGCGCUUCCUCCACCGGCACCGCUACUGGCUCUGCCGCCGCCUCCGCCACUGCCUCCACCGGCGCUGCUAUGGGUCUCGUUGCUCCCGGUGCCGCUGCUGGUCUUCUGGCUGGUGUCCUCGCUUUCCUGUAA